Molecule: messenger RNA, 749 nt
Organism: Melozone crissalis (California towhee)
Lineage: Eukaryota; Metazoa; Chordata; Aves; Passeriformes; Passerellidae
Gene: SMIM45
Product: small integral membrane protein 45
Exons: 3
Coding region: 400-606 (68 amino acids)
Source: RefSeq, a predicted model, not a curated record
UGCCCCGGGGAGGCUGGAGCGGGGCCGACACCGCCGGGGAGGCGGUGGGGGAAGCCCCCGGGAGUCCUGCUGGGCAAUGAGGCCACGCUGCUGGCUGCCUGUCCUUCCCCCGCCCGCCGCGGCUGCUCCCGCCAUCCCUCCCUCCCUGCCUGCCUCCCGCCCAGCCGCGCCUGUCGCCUCCCGCUGUCGCCCAGCUCUCCCGGCGCGGGGUGCCUUUUCCCUGGCACUGCCUGGCCGGGAAAGGAGCCUGACUCAUCCCGGCUGGCACCCGGCAGAUGCCGGAGGGAGCAGUCCCGUCCCGCCGCCCUGCACCCGUGGAGGAAGGGCAACGCUGCUCCGGACUCACCUCGCACCCGGCUGGCCAGGGGCUCUUGGCGAGGCAGAUCAGCUGCUCCCGCCAUGCCCCACUUCUUGGAUUGGUUUGUGCCCGUGUAUCUGAUGAUCUCCAUUCUCAUCCUGGUGGGCUUUGGAGCUUGCAUUUACUACUUCGAACCAGGACUCCAGGAAGCCCAUAAGUGGCGAACACAGAGGCCAAUCAUGGAGCGAGACCUUCGGAAGACGCUGAUGAUUCGGGACAACCUGGCCUUUGGGGUGCCUGAGGUCUGACAAGCUGCCCAUUGCAGCCAGAGGAAUCUCUCCUGGGUGGGCAGCAGACCACAAGCCUCACUAGGGAUGGCAGUCCUGCCCUGGUAAAAGUGGGGCUGGUCUUCACUUUGCUGUCUGCUGAUCUGGGUCUCGUCCUCAUCACU